Messenger RNA from Pseudovirgaria hyperparasitica, 744 nucleotides. RefSeq names its product Methylthioribulose-1-phosphate dehydratase. Lineage: Eukaryota; Fungi; Ascomycota; Dothideomycetes; Acrospermales; Acrospermaceae. Gene Ontology annotation, molecular function: methylthioribulose 1-phosphate dehydratase activity; metal ion binding. The transcript has 5 exons. Bases 1 to 744 code for a protein of 247 amino acids. Gene Ontology annotation, cellular component: cytoplasm. The record is from RefSeq and is a predicted model, not a curated record.
AUGGCAUCUGCUGAGCAAUCGCGCAUCGAGAAUGACCAUCUCGUUCUCUCCAGCGACCCCGACCACCCCGCAAACCUGAUCUGUACCCUAUGCGCCAAAUUCUACACACUCGGCUGGGUGACUGGCACCGGCGGCGGCUGCAGCAUCCGACACAACCAGCACAUCUUCGUCGCGCCCUCAGGCGUCCAGAAGGAGCUCCUCAAGCCCACCGACAUGUUCGUCAUGGACGCCAACACAAACACAUACCUUCGCACCCCGCAAGUACGCUGGUCCAACUACGACAUCCCCUAUGCAAUUGCCCUGAAACCGUCGCAAUGCACGCCGUUGUUCCUGGCAGCGUUCAACCGCGGGGCCGGAUGUACAAUCCACUCACAUUCGCAGUGGGCGGUGCUGGUGACGCUGAUUGUGGAGCGGGAGUUUGGGAAAGAGGCGUGUUUUGAGAUUGAAGAGAUUGAGCAGAUCAAGGGCGUGCCCAAGGGCCGGGGCAAGCAGGGGAACUUGGGAUAUUUCGAUCGCCUGAGGAUUCCGAUCAUCGAAAAUACCGCGCAGGAGGAGGAUCUCACGGGUGCGCUGGAGGAGGCCAUGGACGCCUAUCCAGACACGUACGCGGUCUUGGUUAGGAGGCACGGAAUCUACGUAUGGGGCGACAACGUCCACAAAGCGAAGACUCUCUGCGAAAGCCUCGACUACCUCUUCCAGCUCGCGGUGGAGAUGAAGAAGAUGGGCCUGCCCUGGAUAAAGUAA